AUCCCGCCGCGGUGACUCGGAGAACCCGGAGAGUCUCCACUGAGGCCCGGCGAGUCAUCCAGCCACCUUCCUCGCUUAUUUAUUCAUUUUGCUUCUCUCCUGCGCGGAGGCCGGAAAGGAAGACUCAAGAGGCAGGUGCAGGGGUGGACAGUGUCCCCUUCCCCUCCCCCAAACCCAGACGACUGUGGGGGAGGGUGCCAUCGGCGCGCCCUGACCCCAAUCCCCAGGACUGGCUCCUGCUGCCGCCGCUUGUAUUUCGAUCCAACGCUGCGCUCUGCGUCCCCGUGGCGCGCCGGGACCCUCCUGCGCCUCCCCCUCCUCCUCCUCCUCUUCCUCUGGGGCCACCCCUCCCCCACUCCCAUCUGCUUCUGUCAAAUGAGAAAAGUCACCGCGGAGAACCCAAACACUCCAGCCGCCGAGAGCCCCCUUUGGCACUCGGCAGCACGCGGCGGCGGUCUCCUCGGCUCAACCCGGUGACUCGUCGCCCUGGGGCGACUUUGGAGGCUGUUUUGCACUUAAGAGAUUGAAGACGUUUAAAUUACGAGAGGGGGCACACAUCUCGGCCCGGGCCCCCGGCUCCCCGAGGGGAGUUCGCUCGCCAACGCUACCCCGAAGGAAAGAACGCGAGUUGCCAACUUGGCCACCACAGAGUUGGGGGCGGGGUGUGGGGAGUCCCCGCCGAGAAGUCCCAGGGUCCCGGAGAGGAUUUCCAUCCCCGCAGGGGCGCUGGACCGGACCGAAGGAGGCCAGGUAGCCAUCCACGGGGGUGCAGCGGCGGCGCGGCCCUGGGCUGGUCCACGGGUCCCCUGUCCCCGCGCUCGCGCGCGUGGGAGCGACUCCGGGACGUUCCCGAUCUCGAGCGGAUCGGAUCCCCGAGUGUGGUCACCAUUGAUUUCCUCCGGUCGGAGGGCGAGGGCCCGGGCGGCGGGCUGCAGCCCCGGCACGGGCACGGUGAGAGCAUGUCCAAACCGGUGGACCACGUCAAGCGACCCAUGAACGCUUUCAUGGUGUGGUCGCGGGCUCAGCGGCGCAAGAUGGCCCAGGAGAACCCCAAGAUGCACAACUCGGAGAUCAGCAAGCGCCUGGGCGCCGAGUGGAAGCUGCUCACCGAGUCGGAGAAGCGGCCGUUCAUCGACGAGGCGAAACGGCUGCGCGCCAUGCACAUGAAAGAGCAUCCGGACUACAAGUACCGGCCGCGCCGCAAACCCAAGACGUUGCUCAAGAAAGACAAGUUCGCCUUCCCGGUCCCCUACGGCCUGGGCGGCGUGAGCGACGCAGAGCAUCCGGCGCUCAAAGCCGGAGCCGGGCUGCACGCGGCGGCGGCGGCGGCGGCGGCCGCGGCAGCCGGGGCGGGCGGCGGCCUGGUCCCGGAGUCCCUGCUCGCCAACCCGGAGAAAGCGGCCGCCGCCGCCGCCGCCGCCGCCGCGCGCGUCUUCUUCCCGCAGUCGGCCGCCGCCGCCGCCGCCGCCGCCGCUGCCGCCGCCGCGGGCAGCCCGUACUCGCUGCUGGACCUGGGCUCCAAGAUGGCAGAGAUCUCGUCGUCGUCGUCGUCGUCCUCCUCCUCCUCCGGCCUGCCCUACGCCUCGUCCCUCGGUUACCCCGGCGCCGGAGCCGGGGCUUUCCACGGGGCGGCGGCGGCGGCGGCUGCAGCGGCGGCGGCGGCCGCCGGGGGGCACACGCACUCGCACCCCAGCCCGGGCAACCCGGGCUACAUGAUCCCGUGCAACUGCAGCGCUUGGCCCAGCCCGGGCUUGCAACCUCCGCUCGCCUACAUCCUGCUGCCGGGCAUGGGCAAGCCGCAGCUAGACCCCUACCCCGCGGCCUACGCCGCCGCGCUAUGACCCCCACCUCCCCACGCGGGGCCCGUGGGCACGCGUGCGCUUAUGUAUGUGUAGAAGGGACGAGUCCCCCUGCAGCCCCACGGUGGUGGUGGUGGGGGUGACGGGGUGAGGGGGGUUUGUGUGCCCGGGUCAGAUGUACAUAGAUGUAUAUAGAUGCCAGGCCCCAGGUGGAUAUGCCACGGGCUCGAGGCGCGGGCGAGGGGCGCGCGUGGGAAGUCACAGGCUCCUCGCCCAGCCCGAGCGUCUGCAGCCGAACUUGCAGCGAGGCCGGUGGAUGCGCCAGCGAUUAGUGUUUGCUUUGCACUU
Jaculus jaculus (lesser Egyptian jerboa) is the source of this 2147-nucleotide messenger RNA. RefSeq names its product SRY-box transcription factor 21 (gene Sox21). Gene Ontology annotation, molecular function: RNA polymerase II cis-regulatory region sequence-specific DNA binding; DNA-binding transcription factor activity, RNA polymerase II-specific. The record is from RefSeq and is a predicted model, not a curated record. Bases 960 to 1841 code for a protein of 293 amino acids. Gene Ontology annotation, biological process: cell differentiation; regulation of DNA-templated transcription; anatomical structure morphogenesis. Lineage: Eukaryota; Metazoa; Chordata; Mammalia; Rodentia; Dipodidae. The transcript has a single exon.